Molecule: messenger RNA, 956 nt
Organism: Pangasianodon hypophthalmus (striped catfish)
Lineage: Eukaryota; Metazoa; Chordata; Actinopteri; Siluriformes; Pangasiidae
Gene: hmgn3
Product: high mobility group nucleosomal binding domain 3
Exons: 6
Coding region: 146-442 (98 amino acids)
Biological process (GO): chromatin organization
Cellular component (GO): nucleus; chromatin
Molecular function (GO): nucleosomal DNA binding
Source: RefSeq, a predicted model, not a curated record
CAUAUUAUUAACAUGUUAUUACAGGAGGUGUUUUAGAUAUUGAUCCAGUAUUCCGUCGUAGUUACAAACUCACUCACGGGCUAAAAACACGGACCUGUUAAACUCGACUGUUUAACGAGUGCAAACAAACAAACGCGGGAAAAAAAUGCCCAAGAGGAAGUCACCUGAGGGAGCGGAGGGGAAAGACUCUACUAAAGUCACAAAACAGGAGCCCACUCGGAGGUCAGAGCGCCUGUCCUCGAAACCGGCUCCUCCUAAACCCGAGCCCAAACCCAAAAAAGCUGCAGCUAAGAAGGCAUCUGACGACAAAGCGGCAAAAGGAAAGAAGGGCGGAGCCAAAGGCAAGAAGGAGGAGAAAGAGGCGGUGCCCACUGAGAAUGGAGAGACCAAGCCAGAGGGGGAAUCUGCGACCACUGAGGCCGAGGCAGAAGCUAAGGAGUGAUUCUAGCUGGUUUUCUGGGGAAUGGAAAAGACAUUUUUUUAUUCUUUAUUGAGUAUUUUGUAAGAUGCUAACUUUUUUUAGACUUGUCAUUGUAGAUUUACUUAGCAAGCUCACACUCCUCCCAGAAGUCCCCGUUCUACUCUGUUAUCACCGGAUCGGACAGAUCUGUCGACGAAAAACAAGAAAACUUUUUUUUUUUCUUAAAUGUUUCACCAGCAGCAGCCAUAUCAGUUCACUUUUUAGUCAGUCGGAAACCUGCGUCCUACGUCCCCCUCAGUAACGUAACAACACGUGCUUAAUGUUUGUGCCGCGCUGAAUGAAUCAUCUGGACAUUCAGGCUCAUGAGUUUAGUGUGUAUUUUGAGUUUUCUGGGUUUUUCAAUUAUAAUCUCUUGUAUAAUGUAUAAUAAUAAUAAUAAUGUUGCUGAAUGAGAACGAUUGAAAAGAAAAAAAAAACAAUUAUGUUUCCAAAUUGUUUUUUAAUCCUCUUUAAUGGGCAGAUUGGGACUCAUGGA